This is a messenger RNA of Drosophila santomea, 3768 nucleotides long. RefSeq lists its product as uncharacterized. The record is from RefSeq and is a predicted model, not a curated record. NCBI's taxonomy places the organism in Eukaryota, Metazoa, Arthropoda, Insecta, Diptera, Drosophilidae. Bases 1309 to 2565 code for a protein of 418 amino acids. The transcript is spliced from 8 exons.
UCAUUUGGUGACUAUAUAGAGAUGAACUGAAAUGCCAUGUGGCAUAUAUUACAUUGAGUUGAAUAAUUUAUGACUUCUGUAGUUCGCGAUUAAAUUUGAAGCUUAGUUUGUGUUUUUGAAUUAAUGCCAGCCGUCACAGAUUCCAAUUAAUUGAAAAGAGUAUUAUUGGAUAAGUUAUAUUUCACCUAAUUCUGCUUACCUGACUGUUCUGAAAUUUCCGUUGAGCUUUCCCUUUUUAAUGCUUCAUUUGAGCCAGCAGGCUGUUUAUAAAUUGCCUACCCAUUGUUGGCUAAGCACUUUUCAAUUUGCGCCCGCCCACGCGUCCUGCCACGCCCCUUCGCUGUUUCAGCGAACAGCUGUCCCAAUUUAUCGCACCAGGGCGAUCAAUAAGCGACCAUAAAACUAAUUGCGCCGUGUCUUGAACUAAUUAAACUCGCACAAACACACAGUAGUAAUUGCCGAGCAUUUCGAUUUUUUCUCGCCUUUUUUCCCUUUUAUUUUUUGUACUUUUUGCGCUUCUUACGUGUCGUAGGGAAACUUGAGCCCGAGUUCGCGUAUCCUGCAAGUGUAAGUUCGGUUCGGUUGGGCUAAGUAAUUUUGAGCCGGAAACUGGCAAUUUCCGCUUGCCGUUGCCACACUCGCGUCCACUUACACACACACUUGUGUGUGCUCACUUAGCUCCAAAAAGGACUUUCUGCCUUUUCGUUGGCCAAACGUAUGUACAAGUCAACGAACUCGAGGGGCUAAGUGUGAAUUCGCGUGUGCGGGUCGAGUUAGAAAGCCAAGACUAUGGCGAGAAGUAAACUGUUUAAAGAUGGAUAACACCAUAACUCACGACAUAAUUAUAAUUAUAAGAAGAGAAAACUAUUGCUUGUUAUUAAAAUAAAUAAUAUAGUCUGUCGACAAAUACACUUCAAUAACGAGCGCGGACAGCCAUUAUAAAUAAUUAACUCUCCCUUCGUUCUGACUGCGUGGCCUUGCCAAAUGCAAACAAAUUGCGGGUCUUCUAAAACAGAAAUUAAAUUUAAUACCGCCCCAAAUAGGAGGGCAAACAAAAAGGCACUCGGCGAAAGCAAUUCAAAUGAAAACCCCGCAACGACAAAUCAGAUAACAAAGCGGGCAGGCACACGCACACAGAUAAACACAACCCAUCCCGAGCGGUCAGCAAUUAGGAGAACCCACCAGCCACCAGCAGCAGCACCACCAACAGCCCACUAUCCACCGUACAUCAACCACCAACCACCAACCACCACCCACCGACAUCAACAAGUUCACCCCACCAGACGCAUUUGAGCCACCAAACUCACGAUGAAUUUAAUGUUCCGCAAGAAUUUCCGCGAGGGGGCCAGCAAAACGGGCGGCGGCGGCGGAAAGCUGCAGUCGAAGGCCAACAGGACGAAGCGCUCCCGGGACAUGGGACUCGUCCAGCAGCCGGAGGAGAUCCACUACAGGACCCACCUCUUCUUCUCGCCCAACCGACCCGGCUACGAUGUGGGCGAAGAACGAUGUAGCGCCCUGUCAGGCAUCCCGAGCACCCCGCUCUCAAGCACCGCCCCCUCGCUGGCCCUGCCCGGCAACCUGCCCUACGAGCUGGACAUUCCGCAGCCGCUGGUCGACCGCCGGCCGUCCGUCUCCCUGAUGCGCUGGAGCAGCAGCGGACCGGUGAACUUUGGUGGCGGCGCCAACUCGGGAGUCACACGAGCGGAACCUAUCUCAUUGGCCACCCUGGAUCGCGACUGCUUCAUCAUUCCCGUACACAGUGUGGACCGAUUCCUGCCAGCUGGCAUUCCUCUGCCCGCCUUAAGUGCCGAUGGUAAGGCCACAAGCCCUCUCAGUGUACUUGAAGUCUCCGAUCCGAAGCUGUGCAUCCUGGUGCACUUGAUGAGUCCCCUGGAGGCCAUCGAUCCGGUGAUGGAGUCGCCACUCGCGCAUCCGCUGCUCAAGCAGCGCUCCAUUGCCGCCGAAUUGGUGACCGAAGUGCAGCAGGCCAACACGGCAGUGGGCGGAAUGCUGCUGGCCAACAUGGAGAAGAGUUCCGAGUUCCCCUUCAUCUCGUACUACCUGAUCAACACGCUGCAGACGGAUCCUUCCAGCUUCUAUGCUGGCCUGCGCGUCUCCUCGCUGUCCAAGUUCGAGCCAAAGGCCCUCAAAUACACUGCCGCCCACACACUGGACCUGUACAGCGAAGUGGCGGCCAUUUGCCGCCCGCCGCUGGUUUUGCCCUCCAACGAGGUGGGCAGCUUCAAGAAAUCGCAGACCGCGGCCACCGGCUACAUUAUUAGCGUGUUCAAGGUUUUCGAGGGUGACGAUGGCGAACGAUUCGAAAAGAACUGGCUCUACUGGACUGGAGCCCGGAUGUUGUACAGGUACCUGCCACGUGCCGCGGGCCUGAGGCGCAUCGCCCUGCACAAGAGCACCUCGCAGAAGGGCGACAAGAUGUAUCUGCUGGUGUGCGAGUGCGCCGAGCUGCUGAAGGACAUCUCGCUGGCCGCCUUCCUGAUUCCGGCGCUGCGGGCGAGGCUGUGCGGAUACACCGGACUCUAUCGACCAAUACAGGCCUUCUAGUCUAGAGCGCCGGAGCCACGUAUUUUUCUAUCUUUAUCUGUACAUAGUGGAUCUGGAGCUAAGCCAUAAUGCGAAACAAGCACUGCAAUGUGGAGGAAACUGCACCCGUUACGUGAUUCUAAUUCGAUAUUAACUAGGCCUAAACACAUUUUUCAACUUUCUCUACUAAGAGUCGGCAUUAUCAGCGCUGCUAGGGAAUGGGCGAUUAGGCAUCUUACUUAAGUAGUUGACAAUAUACUCAAGGCAACUUCAUAUCGUGUGCUAGGUUUUUCUAUAAAUCAUAUAGAGGCAAGCCCAAUUAAUAGGACCAUAUCUAGUGUGAGUUGGUAGCGAAGAACUUCCAUUUUAUCCACAACAAAUAGAGAUUCAGUGGGAACUAUAUAUGUAUACCGAUAUAUCGUAGUAGUAAAUCACUUAUUUGAACGCUGAAUUUUGCGCUGAAAUGUAGGCUAUGAAAUCUGCAAACCAAGAGUCAAUUCUUAGCAUUAAAAAACCUAAAAGAUUGUCAAGCUGGGGAAUGAAUGCAAUUGAAAGGGUUUCAUCAGAGGGAUGGGGGAUGUAGCUAACUUUGCCCAAAUCUAACACAAAUCUGCCAAAGAUGUAAGCAAGUCUAAACUUAAUUUGAAUCAAACAAUGGUUUAAAAUUGCAAAUUUUAUAUAUAUAAGCAAAUGAUUAAGCCAAAUAAGAUUUUCAAUCAAAACAUUGACUAAUUAUUGCUUGGCUGCAGCUUGCCACUUACACUUUAGGACUUAUACCAUACAUAAAGGCAUACAUUUAUGACAAUUGUAAAUAGUCUUUGCUCCGAAUACACAAAUAUUUGAGAAUUAUAUAAUUUUGCACAAUAACAACAGAAUCAAAAAGUGCUGUGAUAAUUAAACUAUAGCAGAGCAGAGCCGCAAAUGCAAAGAAUAUAAUAAAACCCAGGAAUAUGGAUAGUCCCAGCCAUAGAACCUAAUUUCACCCAGUCAAAGACAAUAUCAUUUAGGUACCAUUGAAUAUUCACUGGUCUGUGGCUUUUAUUUCCAAAACAAAUCCAAUUAUUUAAAUAACCUAAAAACAGAUAACUCUCAAUGCUUAUGCUAAGCCUAAAGCCUAAGAAUAUAUUAAUUACCAAAUGUUCGAAAUUUUUUGUCACAUCUUGAGCUGCAAGCUUGGAGCGCGUUUAGCAUUAAUAAUAAAGCGUAACACUGAAAUACACUAAA